Pteropus alecto (black flying fox) is the source of this 771-nucleotide messenger RNA. RefSeq names its product prodynorphin (gene PDYN). Gene Ontology annotation, biological process: chemical synaptic transmission; sensory perception; neuropeptide signaling pathway. The transcript has 2 exons. The coding region runs from base 1 to 771 and encodes 256 amino acids. NCBI's taxonomy places the organism in Eukaryota, Metazoa, Chordata, Mammalia, Chiroptera, Pteropodidae. Gene Ontology annotation, cellular component: neuronal cell body; dendrite; plasma membrane. The record is from RefSeq and is a predicted model, not a curated record. Gene Ontology annotation, molecular function: opioid receptor binding.
AUGGUGUGGCAGGGGCUGGUGCUGGCUGCUUGCCUCCUCAUGCUCCCCUCCGUCACGGCAAACUGCCUGUCCCGCUGCUCCUUGUGUGCUGUAAAGACCCAGGGUGGGCCCAAACCCAUCAACCCCCUGGUUUGCUCCCUGGAAUGCCAGGCUGCCCUGCUGCCCCCUGAAGAGUGGGAGAGGUGCCAGGGCCUUCUGUCUUUUUUCUCCCCCUUUCCCCUUGGGCUCAAUGGCAAGGAAGACUUGGAGAGCAAGACAGCUUUAGAAGAGCCCUAUGGUGAGCUGGCCAAGCGCACGGGGCCCUUCCUGAAAGAGCUGGAGAAAAGCAGGUUCCUUCUCAGCACCUCACCAGAGGAGAAUGCUCUGAGCAGGAGCCUGGCAGAGAAGCUCAGGGGUCUCACUGGCAGGUUGAGGGAGGGAGUGGAGUCAGAACUAAUGGAAGAUACCCAGCUGAACGAUGGCGCCAUAGAAGCUGGAGCGCUGGAUUCUGAUGAGGAGGACCCCAAGGAGCAGGUCAAACGCUACGGGGGCUUCUUGCGCAAAUACCCCAAGAGGAGCUCAGAGGUGGCUGGGGAGGGGGAGGGAGAUGGAGAUAUGAUGGGUCACGAGGACCUGUACAAACGCUAUGGGGGCUUCUUGCGGCGCAUCCGUCCUAAGCUCAAGUGGGACAAUCAGAAGCGUUAUGGCGGUUUUCUCCGGCGCCAGUUCAAGGUGGUAACUCGGUCCCAGGAGGACCCCAGUGCGUACUCCGGAGAGCUUUUUGAUGCUUAA